Molecule: messenger RNA, 3354 nt
Organism: Scheffersomyces coipomensis
Lineage: Eukaryota; Fungi; Ascomycota; Pichiomycetes; Serinales; Debaryomycetaceae
Gene: AFL1
Product: inositol polyphosphate kinase
Exons: 1
Coding region: 1-3354 (1117 amino acids)
Biological process (GO): inositol metabolic process; inositol phosphate biosynthetic process
Cellular component (GO): cytosol
Molecular function (GO): 5-diphosphoinositol pentakisphosphate 1-kinase activity; diphosphoinositol pentakisphosphate kinase activity; inositol hexakisphosphate kinase activity
Source: RefSeq, a predicted model, not a curated record
AUGUCUCCAUUAUCUCUCAAUGAUGUAAAUGGUGGGGCAAAGAAGACCAAAGAGGAAAAUAGUUCUGUAAAUAAGCCGUUGGCUUCUCCAGCUACUGAAAAGGCAAUUGCUUCAAUUGCUCCUAUGUUAGAAUCAUUUGCUCCCAAAACUUCUGCUCAAGAUUCAGGAAUCCCAACUUCAACCUUCAAUUCAAGCUCAUCAUCUCCAUUAAAUUCAAAUGUUGGUAGCUACCCUGGUGAUAGUGAAUUCCCUUUCCAAGAUCCAAAACCUAGUUCAAAGAGUAGUUCUGCUGGUGAUUCUUCUAAUGAAGAUAUGAUAAGAAAAACUAUUUCUAAUUCUUCCUCGUCUUCUAGAAAAUCAAUUUCUAUUCACAAAGAGUCAGUAGGUCCUCAAUUACCAAAGAUCGGUAAGAUUGGUGUAUGUGCUAUGGAUGCAAAAGUUAUGUCAAAACCAUGCAGAAAGAUUUUAAACAGAUUAAUAGAGAAUGGUGAAUUCGAAACUGUUAUUUUUGGUGAUAAAGUGAUUUUAGAUGAAGCUAUAGAAAACUGGCCCACUUGUGAUUUCUUAAUUAGUUUCUUUUCCAGUGGUUUUCCUUUAGAUAAGGCAAUUUCUUAUGUUAAUUAUCGUAAACCUUACAUUAUCAAUGAUUUAGUUUUACAAAAGGCUCUUUGGGAUAGAAGAUUAGUAUUAAAUAUUUUAGCACAUGCCAAUGUUCCUACUCCAGAUAGAUUAGAAAUCAGUAGAGAUGGAGGUCCACAUUUAGAUGAUUUGUUAUAUGAAAAGUUAAAAGAAAUUGGUAUGACAGAAGAUCAAUUACAGAAGUUAACUAAUCAACAAGAACCAGAUUGGGAAAUGAUCGAUGAUGAUACUCUUCGUGUCGGUAAUCAAACUUUAGUUAAGCCAUUUGUGGAAAAGCCAGUUGAUGGUGAAGAUCAUAAUGUAUACAUAUACUACCCUAAAGCCACUGGUGGUGGUGGUAGAAGAUUAUUUAGAAAAAUUGGUAAUAAAUCUUCUGAGUUUGAUCCUGAUUUGGUUUCACCAAGAACUGAUGGUUCAUUUGUGUACGAAAAGUUUAUGGAUACAGACAAUUUUGAAGAUGUUAAGGCAUAUACUGUGGGACAAGAGUUCUGUCAUGCAGAAACUCGUAAAUCUCCUGUUGUCGAUGGUAUUGUCCGUAGAAAUACUCAUGGUAAAGAAAUUAGAUACAUUACAGCUUUAAGUGAACAAGAAACAAUAAUGGCUAGAAACGUCAGUCGUGUCUUCAAGCAAUGUAUUUGUGGAUUUGAUUUAUUAAGAGUUAAUGGUAAAUCAUAUGUCAUUGAUGUCAAUGGAUUUUCCUUUGUCAAGGAUAAUAAUGAAUAUUAUGAUUCUAGUGCUAGUAUUCUUAGACAACUCUUCAUAGAAGCUAAGAAAUCACGCGACUUGAUUAAGGACAAGAUUCCAAAGAUGACUAAACUUCUUAACAAGAGUCAAUUUGAAGAAAAAGAACAAAAAUGGGUAUUCAAGGGAAUGGUUUCCGUUAUUAGACAUGCUGAUAGAACUCCUAAACAGAAGUUUAAAUACUCUUUCAGAUCUCCAUUAUUCAUUUCAUUAUUGAAGGGUCAUACUGAAGAAGUUAUUAUCAGAGCAGUUCCAGAUUUACAAGUUGUAUUGGAAACAGUUAAGAUUGCUGAAGAAAAACAAUUAGAAGACUUGAAAAAGUUGAAACAAUUAAGAACUGCUUUAGAAAAGAAAAUGAAUUUCCCAGGUACAAAAAUUCAAAUAAAACCAUCUUUGCUGGAUGAAACUUCUAACGUAGAAAAGGUUCAAUUGAUUCUUAAAUGGGGUGGUGAACCAACACAUUCAGCCAAACAUCAAGCAACUGAUGUCGGAGAACAAUUAAGACAAUAUAUUAAAUUGUUAAACAGAGAUGCUUUGAAGGAUGUGAAGGUUUACACUUCUUCUGAAAGAAGAGUGAUAGCCAGUGCCCAUAUGUCAACUAUCGCUUUGUUGGGUUUAGAUAAAGAACAUGAUACCUUACCAGAAGACUUCUUAGAAGUCAGAAAAGAUUUGUUAGAUGAUUCUAAUGCAGCCAAAGAUUUAAUGGAUAAGGUGAAGAAGAAGUUGAAACCUUUAUUGAGACAAGGUGCUGAAGCUCCACCUCAAUUCACAUGGCCACCAAAGAUGCCUCAACCAUUUGUUGUUAUUAAGAGAGUUUGUGAGCUUAUGAAUUUCCAUCACAAAAUUAUGGAGUACAAUUUCAAGCACAAGAACGUUGAAGAGUUCCAAACUAAUUGGUGUUGUGGUGAAGAUCCAUUAUUAUUUAAAGAACGUUGGGAUAAACUUUUCCAAGAAUUCAUCAAUGUUGAAAAGACCCAUCCUUCAAAGAUUUCUGAAUUGUAUGAUACCAUGAAAUAUGAUGCUUUACAUAAUAGACAUUUCCUUGAAAAGGUCUUCUUAUACGAUCCUAAUGAUCAAGAAUUAUUAGACUAUUUAAGUGAGAGCUGUGGUGAUACAAUUAAUUCAUCCGGUCUUGUAAGCGAAUAUCCAAUUAAUCUUUUAGCUAUGAACAACUUCAGAAUUCCUGACAGUUCGGCUUCUGCUAUGGGUUCAGUUAGUCCACCAAAUAUUGAUUCUGGACCAAAUUCAAGUACAAACUUGACCAGUGCUAACUUACUGUCCACUCCUGUUUCCGCUGGAUCUUUAGGUUGGGUCUUAAAAGGUUCCUCUGGCCAAGAAAGUUCCAUUGAUUCCAAGAGUAGUUCAAAUGGACAAGAUAAUCCAUUUGAUCACCCUACUUUUGCUCGUUUAAGAGAGUUAUAUCGUUUAUCAAAAGUUUUGUUUGACUUUAUCUGUCCUCAAGAAUAUGGUAUAAAAGAUGAUGAGAAGUUAGAUAUUGGUUUAUUAACUUCUUUACCAUUAGCAAGACAGAUCUUAUCUGAUAUUCAAGACAUGAAAAAGCAUGAUACUGCAGCAGUAGUCAAUUACUUUACUAAAGAAUCACAUAUCUAUACUUUGCUUAACAUUAUUUAUGGUUCUCAAAUUCCAAUGAAAAUUGCUAAAAAUGCCUUACCUGAACUUGAUUAUUUAUCUCAAAUUGUGUUUGAACUUUAUGAAGCUGGAGAUCCAAAUAGUCCAACUGGUAAGAAACAUUCUAUUAGAUUUUCUUUAUCUCCUGGGUGUCACACUCAAGAUCCAUUAGACGUUCAAUUAGAUGAUGACCAUUAUAUUGGUUGUAUUCCUCGUAUAAAUUUAACUAGACAUCUUGAUAUGGAUUUAGUUACUCAAAGGUUGAAAUCAAGAUUUUCAAGGGUUUCUUUACCAAAGAAAUUUACCCCUGUCAAUAUUUCAAGUCCUUUAACAAGUGGUUUAUAG